Molecule: messenger RNA, 4285 nt
Organism: Spea bombifrons (plains spadefoot toad)
Lineage: Eukaryota; Metazoa; Chordata; Amphibia; Anura; Pelobatidae
Gene: PRKD1
Product: protein kinase D1
Exons: 17
Coding region: 506-3121 (871 amino acids)
Biological process (GO): protein phosphorylation
Molecular function (GO): ATP binding; protein serine/threonine kinase activity
Source: RefSeq, a predicted model, not a curated record
CAGCGCUAUGUUUCCGGCACGGAGCCCCCGCGCCUGUCAGGGCUGUCUGUAUCCAGCAGGGGGCGCUUGCGGCGUCGGGUUGUGUGGGCGCCGCUCGGACUUGUUGUUGGUUAAAGUUUUUCUGAGAGGGAAGAGGCGACUGUGACACGGUGUGAGGGGGUUGUGAGUCCGGGGGGGAGUGCACCGAGCGCUUUCUGUGAGUCCGGAAGCUGCUUGUGAUGUGACGGCGGCUCCGGUAAAGGGUGCUCCGUGAGCCCGAGAGGGCUGGCAUGUCGGUAGAAGUUGUGUGUCCGCCCUGCUCUUGUGUGUUGUGUAGUUUCGGAGUCCCGCCGUGUGUAUAGUUCCCCCGGAGAGCGCUUCCUGUAGUGCCUGCUUCUGUAUGUGUGCCGCCUCCGGUGUGUAGUUGUGUGGAGUGCUGCUUCGCUUGUCCCCCCCUCCACGGGGUGCGGUUGUGUAGCUGACCCGUGUCCCCCCGGUGUCUCCCGGUGGCGGGCCCCAGUUGUCUAUGAGCGCCCCCCCGGUGAUCCGGCCGCCCAGCCCCGCGGGCCCCGGCCUUUCUCUGCACAUCCAGAUCGGCCUGAGCCGGGAGCCCGUCCUGCUGCCCGAGCCUGGGGAGCUCAGCCUCGGAGCCGUCAGGGAGAUGGCCUGCUCCAUCGUGGACCAGAAGUUCCCUGAGUGCGGAUUCUACGGGAUGUACGACAAGAUCCUCUUGUUCCGACAUGACCCUAACUCCGAGAACAUCCUGCAGCUGGUAAAGUCCGAGUCUGACAUUCAAGAAGGAGAUCUUAUUGAAGUGGUGCUUUCAGCUUCAGCCACUUUUGAAGAUUUCCAGAUCCGCCCGCACUCUCUGUACGUUCAUUCGUACCGGGCGCCGGCGUUCUGUGACCAUUGUGGAGAGAUGCUGUGGGGACUUGUGAGGCAAGGGCUUAAGUGUGAGGGCUGUGGUCUCAACUACCACAAGAGAUGCGCCUUCAAAAUACCGAACAAUUGCAGUGGCGUCCGUAAGCGAAGGCUGUCCAACGUCUCACUCCCAGGCCUAUCAAGCAUCCGCACGGUGUCAUCGGAGACCUUCUCAUCAUACUCUGAGGAGCCAUUACUGCAAAAGUCUCCAUCAGAGGCCUGCGUGGGACGGGAGAAAAGAUUCAGCACCACUUCAUACUCAGGCCGACCCAUACAGCUGGACAAGAUCCUCAUGUCCAAAGUGAAAGUGCCUCACACGUUUGUCAUCCACUCCUACACCCGGCCGACCAUGUGCCAGUACUGCAAGAAGCUGCUGAAAGGGCUCUUCCGACAAGGCCUUCAGUGCAAGGACUGCAAAUUCAACUGCCACAAGCGAUGUGCCCCCAAGGUUCCUCACAACUGCCUGGGAGAGGUUGCAGCCAACGGAGAUUUAUUGAGUCCCGGAGCAGAGUCUGAUGUGGUGAUGGAGGAAGGAAGUGAUGACAAUGAGAGCGACCGGAGCAGUAGGUUAAUGGAAGACAUGGAAGAGUCUCUUACCCCAGACCCUGAGAACUCCUUGACCGGGUGCCGUGCGGAGAAUGGGGACAUGCAAGACGCUGACCAGGAUCAGGACACGUCCGACCGCAUGAUCAGUCCUUCAGCUAGUAACAACAUUCCCUUGAUGAGAGUGGUUCAAUCUGUCAAACACACAAAAAGGAAAAGCAGUAGUGUCAUGAAAGAAGGCUGGAUGGUGCAUUACACUAGCAAAGAUACCAUGAGAAAAAGACAUUAUUGGAGAUUGGACAGCAAGUGUAUAACCCUGUUUCAGAACGAUACUGGAAGCAAAUACUAUAAGGAAAUCCCCCUUUCGGAAAUAUUAUCCCUGGAGCCAGCCAGUAACCUGUCCUUACUACCCCCUGGUGCUAACCCUCACUGCUUUGAAAUAACCACAGCCAACAUUGUAUACUAUGUUGGGGAGAACCUGCCUGUGCAGAUGGCCCCGGAACAAGGAAACGGGGUUCAGACUACAGGAGCUGGGCUUGAGGUGGCACGAAUGUGGGAGAUAGCGAUUCAGCACGCUUUGAUGCCUGUCAAUCCAAAGGGAGCCAAUGGAGGAUGCAGCCAGCACCGGGAUGUAUCCAUCAGCAUUUCUGUAUCCAACUGCCAGGUGCAGGAGAACGUGGAUAUUAGCUCUGUUUAUCAAAUAUUUCCAGAUGAGGUGCUUGGGUCUGGCCAGUUUGGCAUUGUGUAUGGAGGGAAACACAGAAAGACCGGAAGAGACGUGGCCAUAAAGAUUAUCGACAAGUUGCGUUUCCCGACCAAGCAGGAAAGCCAGCUACGUAACGAGGUUGCCAUUUUACAGAAUUUACAUCACCCUGGGGUGGUGAACCUAGAGUGUAUGUUUGAGACACCAGAGCGGGUUUUUGUGGUGAUGGAGAAGUUGCACGGAGACAUGCUUGAGAUGAUCCUUUCUAGUGAGAAGGGACGGUUACCUGAGCGCAUUACUAAAUUUCUGGUCACGCAGAUUUUGGUUGCACUUCGUCAUCUUCAUUUCAAGAACAUCGUCCAUUGUGACCUGAAGCCAGAGAAUGUCCUCCUUGCUUCUUCUGAUCCUUUCCCACAGGUUAAGCUGUGUGACUUCGGCUUUGCUCGUAUCAUUGGAGAGAAGUCGUUCCGUCGUUCAGUGGUGGGGACGCCCGCUUAUCUGGCACCAGAGGUGCUAAGAAAUCGUGGUUAUAACAGGUCACUGGACAUGUGGUCCGUGGGGGUAAUAAUCUAUGUGAGCCUCAGCGGAACGUUCCCCUUCAACGAGGAUGAGGAUAUCCACGACCAGAUUCAGAAUGCAGCUUUUAUGUACCCACCAAACCCCUGGAGAGAGACCUCUCCUGACGCAAUCGACCUUAUCAACAACUUGCUGCAAGUGAAAAUGAGAAAACGUUACAGCGUGGACAAGACCCUUUACCACCCCUGGUUACAGGACUACCGAACCUGGCUUGAUCUGCGUGAACUGGAGUUAAAGAUUGGGGAACGUUACAUCACUCAUGAAAGCGAUGACCCACGCUGGGAGCACUAUGCGGGAGAUCACAGCCUCCAGUAUCCCCCUCACCUCCUGGCCCAGUCCUGUAAUGAACCGGAGGAUGCGGAGAUGAGGGCGCUGGAGGAGAGAGUUAGUAUUCUCUGAUGCUCGCAGGCAGCGUCAUAAUGUAUCUUUACACCAUUCUGUGAACAGAACAUAUGGAAAGAAGGAAAUCAUUUGGAGGGUUCAGAUGUCUACCCAAUAGUGUUCAUCAACCAGCAAUGUAAUCCUCAAAAGAAAUAUGUGGGGAUUAUCUUGGAAUGCUGCUGCAUCAGCCCCAAAUUCCUUGUGAAAAAGACUAAUGAAAACACUCCGUUGGAGUAGUCUGCAAGAAGUCUCCUCUCUUGUACCAAGGGCAAUUUCACUGUAUGGGCCAUGCAGAUUACACAUCAUAAAAACCACUCGAUCUCCUCUGUUAGGCUUACGAUGUAAGCUCCAGGGGCCUGCAGGGUAUUGUGGGUCACAUGUAAACAGUCAUUUUCAGCAGGACUCAUUUUAGCCACAUUCUGACCAAAAAUAGAAUGUUUAUACGGAUUACCUAAUCUGACAGGUGCGCGUACACGCCUUAAAUUAAGAUAGCAUGAUUGAGAAUGUUUCUCAUGAGGUCAAAAGGGAAAUGGUCUUUUCAAUUUCUUGCAGGUUACUUGAAGCACACAUCUUUUGGGGUUUCAAGUUCGCUUUAAUGCACAGCAGGCAUAAUCAGCAGUAACAAAAUGUUCCUUUUAGUCCCAAAUAGUUUGUCUCUUUCUUUCUUUUUCUUUCUACUCCAGGGGAUAAUCUGUACGUCAUGUCAUAGGUAGCUUGCAAGCCUUGUCUUCUGUGUAAAAUAUCCUGCAGCUGUUAAAAUGACCAACGAAGACCGUAGCCUGUGACUAGGACGCCUCGGGCAGGUCAGUGCAGUGAAAAUGUGGACCUGGAGGCUUUGUGGAAGGAGGCACAUAAGUUAACCCAUGUCCCUUGAACUAUACAAAUGCUACUUUGUUUCGCACUGUGGUGACAACUUACCAAGGACCAAGUGCCCUUCUCCAGGGUCAUUAAUGAGGUUUCUUUGACCUCUGUUUAUUUAGGCCCUUUAUUGUUUUUUGUUUUCACUUUCGUUUAAAUGUCAAAAAAAUAACAAAACAAAAAAUGUUACUAAUAUUUUUUUUGCUAAAGGUCAAAUAUGUGUUAUUUAGCAAUGUCUCAGUAUGUUCCAUAUUCUCCUCUUGGCAGUUUUUAGAUUAUAUUCUUACAUUUCUAUCCUGAAUAAAACCAAAAUAUUAUCUAUGA